CCUUUGUAAGGUCAUUCGCAGCCAAUCGAGUUCGUCGUAUUAGUAGUAUCAUAGGGUAGUGUUGUGUUAAAUUAUCAGGAAGCGGCAUUUAAUCCGGAUUAGUGACUUCCUUAUAAACCAAAAAAUAUUGAAUCUAGGAGACGCAGGAACGAAUGUAAUUUAUCUAGUGGUGAACACUUGCGUGUUUUGAUUAAAAGAAGCAUUCUAUCGGGUGAUUGGAUUAGUCAAUGGCUAAUCCUCAUGAGUUGGAGAAAGAUGCUGAUUGGUUCAAAAGACUUGCAGUGUGGGAAGAGUCUCGGAAACAAUACAGAUCUGCUGUAUUUUACUACACUGAAGCUGCUCAAGCACUCUUGAAUUCUUUGGAAGCAGGCUCAAAAACUGAAGGUUUAUUAGAAUUAGCUCAGAAUUACAACAACAAAGUGAAAGAACUCAAAUCAAAAACUGUGGUGGAAGAUACUUCCAUACCGAACUCUCAUAUUUCUAAAAGCAAAGCUGAUUUUGCAAGGGCUCUUUUCUUACUGGAUGAUGGUACUACGGAAGAUGAAAAAGGAAACUUCCACAAGGCUUUUGAGCUCUACACAUUGGCUGUAGAGUUAAUGUUAUCCAUAAAACGUGAUGUCCAGGAUCCCUCUUUACUUAAAUCCAUUGAAACAUUUUCCAAAAGGGGUUUAGAUCGGGCAGAAGAAUUAAAGGCAUAUGUUCAAAGAACACAGCCUCCUUGUUCUGAUUCCCGUUCUUCUUGUAGCACUUUAACGUCAGGAGCAUCUAAGAAAUCCCACGGUUUUCAUAAACCCAAUAUGUCUUCGUCUUUGAAAGGAGACCCUGGCGGUUUCACUGUCGAAGAACUGGAGGUAUUGAGAUCCACGUCCGUUAUAAAUGGUCGUGAGUAUUUACCGUUUCUUGACGCCCUUGAUCUACAAGAACGAUUCUCCUUUGCUAAUCCUUUUGUUGAUAAAGAUGGACUUUUAGCACUGUCAAAUAAACAGAAAUCUUUACUUAGCCGUUGGGUACGUCCUUCUGAUUACAUUAAUGGACCAAAAAUGAUUUUGGCAAUAUCUUGCUUUUCUAUAUGCCAAACUGUAGUUACUGAUUGUUCAUUUGUCGCAUCGAUGGCGAUUGCUGCUCAAUAUGAACGACGUUUUAAAAAAAAGCUCAUUACAAAUGUAAAAAUCACUAGAAUGACAGACCAUAUGAUGCGUUCAACGAAAGCAAGCCAUGACUGGCUAGUGAAUGUAGAUAGACAGGCAGACAUACUUUUACGCGUCAUAUAUAUAAUAAGCUGUUUUGUGUUGUCAACGUUUUCAGUUUGUUUCUUCAUCUGUUGCUACUUUGUAUUGUUUUUAUUAUGACUUAAUUAUUGAUUAGAUGGUUCGAUUUUGAUUGGUUGAGUUUAUAUGGUUUAGUCAUCUUCAACGUUAUAUAACACAAUCAAAUAUUCGAAAUUAACUUUUCUUCCAACUUGUUCAUAUUUUUCAUUUGUGUACUGGGUUGAAAUCUCAGUUGAAAGAUUGACACUUGUUUUGAGAUAUCAACUAACGCUCUUAGAUAUAGCUGAAACGUAAUUCUCAAACUCUGUAGUUGAUUACAAUUAAAUAAGGACUCACAAUUGUGUUUAGAUUUGUUUAUGUCGUGUAGUUUAACUGUUUACUGAGUUUUGAUCGCACAUCUAUUCUUCCUUUGUAACAUUUAAUUUGGUUAGUGUAAUUAGAAGACGAAGAUUAUGAGAGCUAUGUGGUAUGUUGGCGCUAUACAUUUCGAACAAUCUGAUCACACAUAUUUGUUAAGAACAUUUAUAUAUAAACAUAAAAGGUCAAAUCGACUAGAAAUGGAGGGCAAGAGGAGACGAGGAUAAUUAAGAAAAUAAUAUAAAUAACAAUUUUAAACCUGAAUAGCAUUACCAAGAUAAAUUUAAGGUGUGAACUAUUUUUGAAUACAUUAAGAGGGGCUGAAUUUUCGUAUGGCUAAGGCUUCAAUAAACCUUAUUAUCCACCCUUUUACGCUUUUGUACAGCAUGAAAGCCAUGUUAAGAUCAGCCUUAUGCCUAUUUCAACUGUGUUUGGCGAUAGAGGACGUUGGAUGUUCAUCAUCUGCCCCCAAAUGCCCUGGUACGGUCGAGAGUGGGGCGAGUCCGCUCACCCUCUCGAAAUGCUCUCACAUAGCCACGCGUAUAUAGCCUCUGCCAGGGAAGUCCUACUCACUGCCUUCUCGCACCACGGGUGUUGUUUACGAAAUUGAGAGGACGAAAAGCGAAUGUCCGGCACUUUAACCAGGUUGGUGGACACGGAGAGUCCACCUAGGGGAGUUGGAAAACCCUGAUUCCAAACCAAUGGCACAUAUGGGCUCCAGUAUCCUGAUGGAACAAAUGACGUAUGAACCAAUUGUUGGUCACCGACUACCAUGGGACUGCAUCUCCUAACGUCGCUCCACUGCCUUGUGGAUCAGACCUUUAGGUCAAAGGCUCCAGGUGUGGCGCGCUAAGAAAACCACCUGUUUUGGUUUGGUCACCCGGGAAGUAUCACUGUCCUCGCACAAAUCAAAUGAGAUUUGUGUGACGCAUAUGUAUUUGGUGCCUCCUUGUACCAAUAUCUAUGUGUUACAAUAAAUAAUGAAUAGUUUAUCAUCUACUCUUAUUAGGUCUUUAUUUGUUUUCGAAACCAUUUAGUUACAUGUUCAGACACCCUAAUUUGGAGAUCACGAUUACUCCUCCCCAUGUUUAUGUGGCCACACAUUUAAAUUGAUAAAUACAGUUGGAUGUGACGCAAUCGUUUCCAUAUCCUUUAAGCUUUUGGGGAUUCAUGGACCUUGAUUUUCCCUUGAUAAUUACCUUUUCUGCGUAAUAUGUCUUGUUAAUAACCUAUUCAAGCUUUUGUUUCAAUAAAAGAUUAAUUGAAUCACCUCUAAACGUUAAGUAAUGUAGACAGGCUUUACUGCUAUAAUAGGUCAUGACCCUUCCAUCCUUUUAUGCUCCAUACUUCACUAAAAACUUAAAAGAUGUGAAGACAAUUGCGUCACAUUCAACUGUGUUUAUCAAUUUAAAUGUGUGGCAACACAUAAAUAGGAAAGAGUAAUCGUAUUCUCCAAAUUAUGGUGCCCGGACAUGUACCUUAAAAAUUUGACUUUUUUAUUUAUUCUUUGAUGAAAGGGCUAAUACUAAGUGACGAAACGUCAAAAAAAUUAGAAACGUAAUUUUCCUAUAUAUAUAUUAUUUUCAUUAAUACCAUCUCAAGGUUAAAUAGUGAGUGAAUAAUCAUAAAUGGUAAGCUCUACUGGAGGCAACGAAUUAUCCUCCCAGUUAAGGUCCCAGCCUAUAUGCCCUUGUACAUAUCAGACGGACAAUUAUAUAUUUUCAAUAGUUGAGAUCAUGAUUCAAUUGAAUUAUAUGUUAUAUAAAUUAUCAUUAUAAAUUAUAUAUUUACCAGUGAUUUGUGUACCUAUUCAUGUAGUUGUUAACAAUAUUAUAUCCUAGUUAUCACCAACAAUCUCGUAGAUAGUUCAGUAAGCGUAUGUAUAUAAAUCGGACACGGUGAAUCGUAAUAGAAGUACAGAACCAAAGCAUAAAUUUCAGUAGGUUACACACAACUAAGAUAUCUGUGACACUCAGUAAUUAUGACUGUAUAAAAAUCACCCCAAAAUUAUGAGGUGGUGUCUCAAUAGUUAAAGCAUUCGAACUGGAUAAUUCAACUGUAACGGGUUUUUGUUGUUCUGUGACCAACUUCUAAUAGGAAACUAAGCACCUAGUAAUGUUAUUCAAAAUGACUACAAAAACAUCGCAAUUUCAACUAUCUCCAACUUACAGAAUACAAUGUUAUCAAUUCACUUAUUCAUGAUACGAUUAUUUCCAUUAAUUUUGUUUUUAAAUAAAAAAUAAAACGACUUAUUUUACAGUGUUAUAUAUCCUCAAAGCAUAACUAAUGAAGCUAUUUAUAAUCCAUGUGGAAAAUACAUGGUUCGUUUAAAUUUCAAUGGAGUUCCACGAAAGGUAUGUGAUUAAUUAACAGUGAAUUGUUUGGUUUUUAAUUAGUUUGAAAUGGAGUACGUUCCUUGAUUUCCAAUAGUUGGUUCAACUAAUCUCAAUCCGUGAUGAGAAAUAACUUGAAAUCAAAUAGUUUCUAUAGAUCACAUAGUUCUACAUCACAAAUUGCCCCUAGUUAAGUCAUGUUAGGUGUAAAACAAAUAUCAUUAACAGGAAUGGAUAGUAAUCACAAAAUAUCACUAACUGUGAUUGGAAUACAAAAUCAUUGGAUACCCAAUCAAUAGUUUAAAGGUUAGGCGCUCGUCAUGAAACCUGAAGACCCUAGGUUCGACCCUUAAUAAUGUCGUCGAUGCACACUACUGUUUAGUGCAAUACUAAUAUGAAACAGCUUCUCAGUGCUACCUAGUUCUCAAUGGUUGUUUAACUAAGAUUUGUGGCGAGACUAUAAUUUAUGGAUGAACCAAUCAGGUAUAAGAUAACAGGUCUCGGAUUUAGGCGCUAAAUCCACCCAUCUAUUUGGCUAAAUAGAGUUUUGGCAUUAUAGCUGAUGUCAGUUCGUGAUGAAAACCCUAAAUCUAAUUCCUAACGUUAAUCAUCAACUGUAAAACAUAUUUCUAAUUCCUUGCACAGGUUUAGAUCCUUCAUUCGAUCAUAGAUAUUAGGUGGACACUCUCAAGGUCAGUCUAACUUAGCUCAAAGGUCGUCCAUAAAUUAUAGUCUCACCAGAUUUAUCGGCAAUAUAAACUAUCAAUUAAUAAUACUUUAAUCGACCUCUCUACCUUUAUGUCACUGGAGGCAGGUCAACAGCAAACAAAUCUGUGAAAUAAUACUUGCAUGCAACUAUAUGAGGUUUAAAUUAUUAACAAUGCAAAAUGAUUUAUCUUAGUGGAUUGUUUACAAAGUUUUAUAUCUUUCUAACAUGUCUAACGUUUUUUUUUCAAUUAUCGAUCAACGAUAUUAGUCUUCUAGCUUUUAUACAAUUGUGAAGUGAACAAAAGUGAAGUAAACAAUUUGUUCAUUCUUCGGUUGUUGUACCUUACUCUGUUUAAAAAAAAAUCUUUUUGAAGCCUCCAGUUUAUGUGUUUAUGGGUUUGGAAUGUUUAAAUCUUGUCCCAGGUAUUUAUACUAUCAGAUAUCUCAAAAUAUACGAUCUCACUGAUUACAUGAGCUAACCAUUAGCAACGUAGAAUAUAGGAAAAAUGUUUGUCCAUUCAAGUUCCCAUAACUAAAAUCGUCAAACUGAAAGAGAUUAUACAAUUAAAAAAUAGAGAAAUUGUAGAUGGUAGCAUGGAUCCCACGUGAAAUCACCGAUGGGUACUACUUUGGGACUCAGUCAUAUUCAACGUAAAGAGUGGCACAUAAACGUAUGUCUAUCUAGGCUUUCACAACACAACGAAAUGAAGUUAUUGAGAUGAAUACCCGUCACGUCCAUCCUAUUCAACAGCAACAUUGAUCAACUUUGGGCCAUGUUACCCAUGUCUACAAUCAUCUGAAUAACAAAACAUCGUCUAUUUUUCUGUUAUAAUGUAAUUCUAUAUCACGAGCAUAUUUACGCAUCAAUAUCCUUUUUAUCAACAGUACAAUACAUGAGGAAGUGAAAAUUUAUUGAUGGUUGUAAUUACUUCGUCAAUAGGAAUCCAGACACUUUUUACAUAUCGACCAUAUUGUUAUUUUCAACGUUGGCUCAAAUUCUGUACAAAAAUACAGUAAUUAAAAAAAACUUUCUAUGUUAAUUUGUGUUUCAAAGGAUAAAAAACUCCUUAAUUUAUUGUUACCAGUUUUCCAACCGUAACACUUACUUUGUGAAUACAUACUUACGUGUAAAUGUUGAAAAUUAAUUUGGAUGCACUAAACUCUCAAUACUAUUGGCUUGUACUAUCCCAAUAUUUACAUUAGUUUGUGAAAAUUCCUGCUUAGAUGACGUACAGAUAUUCUUUUAGUAUACAAUUAAGUUAGAAGUUCAUAAUUGUCCAAAUAUCUUAAUGUAUUUGUCAACUUGGUGAUUUUUAUGAUUUACUGUCCUGAUAAACACUAUACGACUUGGCGAUGUAACCGAUCUGUUAUGACUUGACAUAUGUUGAGGACACCAGGACUUUUGGAACUGUUUUACGGAUUACUAGUAUUUUUAUUGUCUAAUUAUCAAAUUAUUGUAUUUCUAUAUUCUCCUUAUUGUAAAUUUCCAGUGGACUGACGAACUACUGCCGUACAUCUUACUAUUACUUUUUUAUAACUAAUUGUUCAUUCACCUUUAUCCUCUGUUCUUUUCCACUUUCGGCGGAGUUUCGUCUAGAUCAUAACUUCUUAUGUUGAUGUGCGACAGUAUCCUAUGAGUUGAUUUACAUAAAUGCUACUGCUUGAUGUGUUUUGCUAUCGGACUGAAUCGUUUGGAUUUAAACUAGUAUAUUCCAAGUUUGAACAACACACUUCACUUCUGUUUGAGCAACUAGGUAAUAAGUAGUUUCACUUCCCCUUGUGUAAACAGUAUGAUUCAAAGUCAAGUACAUAAACCUGUAAUUGGUCGAUAAACGACAAAUAAUUUUUCAACCUAAUCGUUUUUUUUUUUAAUAGAACCCUUGUAUACAUGAAUAAUCUGUCUUAGUCAAUUUUGCAAUAUAUAUGUGCCUAACUGAUCUAGGUAAUUAUAGAUGACUUUUUGCCAAUGGGAAAGGAUGGAAAGCUGCUAUGUUGUUAUUCAAAUAAUCAAAAUGAAUUAUGGGUAUCUUUAUUAGAAAAAGCUUAUAUGAAAGUGAUGGGCGGAUAUGAUUUCCCAGGAUCAAAUUCGAAUAUUGAUCUGCAUGCAUUGACUGGUUGGAUUCCUGAACGUAUCUCCAUUCGGUCUAGUUCUACAAGUUUUGAUAAAGAUAGAGAAUUUCGUCGUCUUUUAAGUCGAUUUCAUAAAGGUCACUGUCUAGUUACAAUUGCAACUGGACAGUUAUCCGAUGAUGAAAGUGAACGGUCAGGUUUAGUUCCAACUCAUGCUUAUGCUAUGUUAGAUAUACGUGAGGUAGAGAAAACAGAUCGCGGCGUGUAGGCAGUGAGCAGGUCUUCCUUGAUAAAGGCCAUAAAUGCGUGACUUUAUGAAAGGCUUUCGAAAGAGUGAGAGGACGCUCCCAAUGAUCAUACCUAGUGGUAUUACCCGGUGUAUCCAAACCGAAUGAGGUUUUUAAGUCACCAAUGCAAUGAUUAAAAGUCAAUUAGUUCCACUAACAAAAAAUUUCUUCACCGUACAAAUCGCGCCCUAUUUGUUGAUGAACGUUGGUGAUCGAACGAAAACAAGCGCUUUUAACGUAUGACUGCCUAAUGUGAAGCACUUGCUGAGGCCUUUCAGUCUACAUUUACUUAGUUCCAGGUUCGAACUUUAAUUUACCUACUUCGUUUAGCCAAAUGCGUAGUAGCAUUAUUGGUGGGGACAAAUAAACUGUGACUCGAAGCCAUAGUUAUCGUUUAUUUUUACUGAAAAAUCCAUGGAGUCAUAUGCGUUGGAAAGGUAAUUUCUCUGAGCGUGAUUCAAAACACUGGACCCCCAGUAUGCAAGCUAAGCUGAAUUUUGAUAGAUCAUCUGCACAGUUAAUUGAUAAUGGUGUAUUUUGGAUAGAUUAUGAUUCUUUAUGUCAUUUCUUUGAUGUAUUUUAUAUUAAUUGGGAUCCAGGACUAUUUCAAUAUACUACAUGUGUUAAUGAUUGUUGGCUUGCUGGAUCUGGACCAAAGAAAGAUUCUUACGCUAGUGCUGAAAAUCCACAGUAUAAUUUGGAAGUUACUGCCCAAACUGAAUCACCUAUAUGGGUGCUUUUAACAAGACAUAUUGUAGAUAAAAUUAACUUCAGUUGACGAAACAUAGGAAGUCAUGGGAUAUUCAAUGGAUAUUCUGUUUUAAUUUGAAGCUCAUCCCUCAACUGUACUCACUUAUGAUGACGUCAAAAAUUGAACCUAGGGCCUUCACGAGUUACUUUAAAAUCAUUGUGAUAACACUCAGUGGUUUACAUUUCAGACCUCACCUCUUUGAAACUACUUAUAUUAUUCCGUAUCCAGUUUCGCGUCCACCUUGCUUUCAGAUACCCUCCUCCUACAAAAAUGUGCCAACAAUCUGAAACUGACUGUUUUUGAAUCUCCACACAUCUUGAAAUGCGGAUUUUGCCGAAAACAAAGAAUUCAUUGCAGUGGUUGUUUAUAAAGAUGUCAAAUCUCGUAAAGUCUAUUACCCUUAUGAUCCUGCACCAUUUUGUGAUUCUGUACGUAUUAAUAGUCCACAUUGUUUAGUUAAAAUGCUUCAAGAUCCUGGGACAUGUAAUUACAUUCUUUUGAUUUCACAAUAUGAGAAAUCAAUAACAAUUUAUUAUACAUUACGUGUAUAUUCAACAGCACCAUUUACCUUGUCAAAAAUCAAAGAUCCCUAUACUAUAUCAAAACAAAUUACUGGUGAGUGGAAAGGAUCAAAUGCUGGUGGCUGCAUAAAUGACAAAGAAAGUUAUAGAACUAAUCCACGAUUUGAAAUUAGUGUACCAAAUAAUAAUUGUGAUAAUCAGCUUUUGAUUGAAUUGCGUGGACCAAGAGAUUAUGCACUGGGCUUAGAAUUAAUUCGUAUAUCUGCUACAAAUGAUCAAGCACCCAAUCAGCAAAAUCGAUCAACUACUGGAGAUUACAGAAGAGGAUAUGUUGUUCUAGAACAAGCUGGUCUCUCUGGUGGUGUAUACAAUGUAAUUGUUUCCACUUAUCGACCUGGCCAAGAAGGACCAUUUAUUCUCUCGAUUAAAUCUAUAAGUAAUUUUACAAUAACCCCCAUAUGAUGAAGAUAACGAAGAACAUUACCAUGUCUCAUUGUCAUCAUUACUCUGUUUUCUUUGAAGUCUUACUUCCGGAAAUCCAGAAAGAGUAUUUUUGAUGCGCUUUGUUUUUUAUUUAUAAAAAAAGUACUAAAAUGAAUAUCCAG
Molecule: messenger RNA, 8900 nt
Organism: Schistosoma haematobium
Lineage: Eukaryota; Metazoa; Platyhelminthes; Trematoda; Strigeidida; Schistosomatidae
Product: calpain 7
Exons: 18
Coding region: 228-1349 (373 amino acids)
Biological process (GO): proteolysis
Molecular function (GO): calcium-dependent cysteine-type endopeptidase activity
Source: RefSeq, a predicted model, not a curated record